Molecule: messenger RNA, 747 nt
Organism: Puccinia graminis f. sp. tritici CRL 75-36-700-3
Lineage: Eukaryota; Fungi; Basidiomycota; Pucciniomycetes; Pucciniales; Pucciniaceae
Exons: 3
Coding region: 1-747 (248 amino acids)
Source: RefSeq, a predicted model, not a curated record
AUGGAGAGACACCGACACACUUACCAAGCAAAAGCGUCUGUUAAAACUAUAUGGAAAACGUUGGUCCAAACUAAACCGCCUGCCAUACUGGGACCCCGUCAAGAAUGUUUUGCUAGGUGUCAUGCACAACUAGUACGAAGGCGUUUUACAGCAUCAUUGGCGUACCCCCCCAAGAACGCUACCCACGACGACCAGCUUGACGAUUGGGAGGAUACCAACUCAGACACCACAGAAGCAAGCCUCAAUUUCCAGGACACCACACUUUUACACAUACAAAAAGCUGUACCCAACACCAAUUUCGUAUCACUUGUUAUGUGCACCAACAUCAUAUCUAGGAAGUCAACAAGUCAUGCCGAUUUGGAAAAGUUUUUGCAGGCUUAUUCUCUCUACACCGAGUCAUCCAAGCUGGUCUUUGAUUCGCCAAAGAUUGUCCCCAACCAUCACUAUGCCCUCCACACCCCUGAUCAAAUGAAGUGGUGGGGGCCUCUCUCAAAUGUAUCUGAAUUCUCAGGCAAAAAAUUCAAUGGAUUACUCCAAAAAAUGAAGACCAAUGCUAUCAUUGGCCAAAUUGAAGGUACAGUUCUAUGUGAAUUUUGUCAAAUGCAAAGGCUCAAUGCUCAAGCUUCCAGCUGGUCACUCCAACCCGACAACAAAUUGGAACCAAAACCUAAAAGGAUGGUGGAGGUGCACCCCGAUCUAUACUCAGCUCUGCUUCAAAAACUACAGAGCAAAGAUGCAGCAUUGUGA